This is a messenger RNA of Engraulis encrasicolus (European anchovy), 1075 nucleotides long. It is a transcript of the gene naa10, whose product is annotated as N-alpha-acetyltransferase 10, NatA catalytic subuni. The transcript has 8 exons. Gene Ontology annotation, biological process: N-terminal protein amino acid acetylation. Bases 187 to 858 code for a protein of 223 amino acids. The record is from RefSeq and is a predicted model, not a curated record. Gene Ontology annotation, molecular function: protein-N-terminal-glutamate acetyltransferase activity; protein N-terminal-serine acetyltransferase activity. NCBI's taxonomy places the organism in Eukaryota, Metazoa, Chordata, Actinopteri, Clupeiformes, Engraulidae. Gene Ontology annotation, cellular component: NatA complex.
UUUGGUCACAUGUGCACGGCAUUUCCGGUGUCCAUUCAACAUGGCGCUAGAGUAGCAUUCCACAGUUGCUUUAGCAGGGUUCGUGGUAUUUAAUUGUACUGAAGGAAAUUAUUUUCUUAUAAACGCCGUAUAUUUUAUUUCAAUACUUUUAUUUUUAAGUUUGCUUAAUCUUAUUCACAAGACAAAAUGAAUAUUCGGAACGCAAGGCCAGAGGAUCUUAUGAACAUGCAGCACUGCAACCUGCUGUGUCUUCCAGAGAACUAUCAGAUGAAAUAUUACUUUUAUCAUGGCCUGUCGUGGCCCCAGCUUUCCUACAUAGCAGAAGAUGAAAAUGGGAAGAUAGUCGGCUACGUCUUAGCAAAAAUGGAGGAAGACCCUGAUGAUGUACCCCAUGGACACAUCACAUCAUUAGCAGUGAAGCGGUCUCACCGGCGUCUGGGUCUGGCACAGAAACUCAUGGACCAGGCCAGCCGAGCCAUGAUCGAAAACUUCAAUGCCAAAUAUGUCUCUCUGCAUGUCAGGAAGAGCAAUCGUGCGGCGUUGCACCUCUACUCUAACACCCUAAAAUUCCAGAUUAGUGAGGUUGAGCCCAAGUACUAUGCGGACGGGGAAGACGCUUACGCAAUGAAGAGGAAUCUUACCCAAAUGGCCGAUGAGAAACCCGGUGUUCGUCUGUGGGGCUCGGAGGCGCAGCCAUCCCAGGACACCCCGCUGACGGCGCUGACGGAGAAGCUGAGCAUGCAGGACGGGGAGAAGGAGGCCGAGGGCGACAGCGGAGGAGAGAGCAAGGAGAUGAGCGAAGUCAGCGAGGCCACGGAAAGUACAGAUGUCAAAGACUCCUCUUCCUCGGACUCGUAAUGGGCAGUGCUGGCCCGUCACCAGCGCACACGCUCAGCCACAUGGCUCACGUCUGUUUUGACCCGGAGGAAUGCUCACAUCACCUUUCACAGACUGACCCCCUCAUGCGACCAUAGCUCAUCGAAGGGAAUGGUCAUUCAGAACACAAACACUCAUCAUCCACACUCUUUUUCUGAUAUGAACAAGCAGCGGUUUUGACAAUAAAUUGGGAACUGAU